Molecule: messenger RNA, 1051 nt
Organism: Anopheles funestus (African malaria mosquito)
Lineage: Eukaryota; Metazoa; Arthropoda; Insecta; Diptera; Culicidae
Product: enoyl-CoA hydratase domain-containing protein 3, mitochondrial
Exons: 3
Coding region: 60-896 (278 amino acids)
Cellular component (GO): mitochondrion
Molecular function (GO): hydro-lyase activity
Source: RefSeq, a predicted model, not a curated record
AUAUGCUUCUGUCGUAAGCAGAACGGUUCACAGAGACCAAUUGACCCGAUGAUCGCAAAAUGAUAACAAAGAUCGGAAGCGUUUUGUUGACAAAGUUUCAUCCAAUCAGUGUCUUACAAAGACCCCUGUCGACAUACACGUUUAAAGAUGGAAUUGGCACUAUUUUGUUGGACAAUGAGAAAACGCGCAACUCACUUUCGCUGGACAUGAUGAACAGUAUUCAUAGGCAUAUCGUUAGCAAUCAGAACGACGUCGAACUGCGAUGUAUCGUUUUAGCAGCCCAAGGCCGUGUUUUUUCAGCCGGACAUAAUCUAAAAGAGUUAACCGCUGAACAUGGAGCCGAUCGCCAUAAGCAAGUGUUUCACAAAUGUUCGGAAUUGAUCGAUGCCAUCCGGUUAGCGCCGGUUCCUAUCAUUGCCAAAGUUGAUGGCUUAGCUGCCGCAGCUGGAUGUCAGCUGGUAGCGUCCUGUGAUAUGGCGGUUUGCAGUGAUAUAAGCACAUUCUCAACUCCCGGUGCCAGCUUUGGUAUAUUUUGUUCCACACCUGGAGUCGCGGUGGUGCGAGCCAUUCCUCGCAUGAGAGCAGCCUAUAUGCUAUUUACUGGGCUUCCUAUUACCGCAAACGAAGCUCUAGAAGCAGGACUUGUAAGUAAAGUAGUUCCGAAAAAUCAGCUCAACGAAGAGGUUGACAACAUUUGUAAAGCCAUAUCAUCGAAAAGUCGUGCUGUGAUUGCACUUGGUAAGACAUUUUUUUAUAAACAAAUAGCAAUGGACGUUUCUACAGCGUAUGAGCACGGUGAACAAAUAAUGGUUGAUAAUUUAGCAACAGUCGAUGGACGGGAGGGCAUCAAGAGCUUUGUUGAAAAGCGUCCGCCUCAAUGGAGCCACAAGGAAUAAAACAGUAGCUCAAAAGACCUACUCGCUGCAUUUAGCCUGGUACUCGUAUAUUAAGCCUGUACACAGCGUCCCAAUGUUUUAUACUUAGACAUGAAUAAGCAAUAAAUCUUAGUGCAAUCACUCAAGCUUGCCUGAUGAUAAACAGCAAAAUCCAA